Messenger RNA from Funneliformis geosporum, 1107 nucleotides. The record is from the annotation of a GenBank genome assembly. NCBI's taxonomy places the organism in Eukaryota, Fungi, Glomeromycota, Glomeromycetes, Glomerales, Glomeraceae.
AUGUCAUCAUUUUCUCAACUUUUUAAAAAUUCAAAAUUAGCAAAAUUUGAUCCUGCAUUAUCACAAGUUUACAAAACUUAUGGAGAAUAUCAACGACGUGGGGAUUAUGGAGUAAAACGUAAUUUACCAAAUCAUUUACGUACGAAUGUUGUGACGAUAGGGACAAUAGAUACUAUGGAACAUCAAACUCCAUUUAAAACUGCUGAAACUUUAAUAAGAUUUACAAGGAAAUGGAAAGAAAAUUUCCUUAUCUCAAAAAGUGUUGAGCCUUUAAAAUCGAAUAAAUCGAAUGCAAUUAAUAAAAAAAAAUUAAAAAAUAUAGCAAAAAUGUCAAAGAAAGAAUUUGAAAAAUUAUUAAAACGAGUUGAAGAAAGAAAAGAUGAAUGGGAUAAGAAACUUUUAACAGAUUCGAAUGUUGAUCCUGAAAAUUGGUUAGAAUUUUUAGGUUUAACUUUUGAUACACGAAAUUCUGUUUCGACCGUUAAAGGAUUAACUUAUUCUCAUAAUAAUCCUGGUGUUAAUUUUCAAAUACAAGGACGGAUUCUUAAUAGAGAUGCUAAUGGAGUUUUUGCCGUUGGUAUUAGUGGCUUGGUUGGAAGUUUACAUUUCGGUAAAGCUCAAAGGUUGGCCCAAGUUAAUCGUAGAAAACUUGAUAAUUUUUAUAUCGAAAAGGCUGAAUUUGAUGAACAAGGACGUCCAAAUGUUAGAAUUUCACAUACUCCCCUUCUUACUUCAAAAGACGGGUUAAGUAUUCUUGAUAAUUUACCAGGAAGAGCUUCUUUAUUCUUUGACUCGGCUACUAAUCGUGUUAAAGAUGAUGAAAAAACUCAAGAGGAAAUUAUUUCAAAACUUAAAUCUUUACUUGAAACUACUCCUCCAAGUUCUAGUGAAGUUAUCUCUCCACCCAAAUCUGGGUUUCAACGUGCUUAUGAGGAAAUGUUUUCAAAAGAUAGAAAAAUUGAGGAUAAUUUUUCAACGAUUUUGCAAAAAAAUAAAGUCAAGAAUGAUGAAUCAUCAUUAGAAAUGAAAUCUAAAGGAAAACUCUCUUCAAAAUUUCAAACUGCUGAUGAAUUGUUUAAAGAUUUAUUAGAUGAUAAAUCCGAUUAA